Molecule: messenger RNA, 336 nt
Organism: Strongyloides ratti
Lineage: Eukaryota; Metazoa; Nematoda; Chromadorea; Rhabditida; Strongyloididae
Product: Trypsin Inhibitor-like, cysteine rich domain-containing protein
Exons: 2
Coding region: 1-336 (111 amino acids)
Source: RefSeq, a predicted model, not a curated record
AUGUGGCACAAAUCAGCCUGUGCAAUAAAUGUAUGCCAAUGUACAGGAGGUCUUGUUUUACAUAAUAAUAAAUGUAUUCCAUUAUCAGAGUGUCCUAAUAUAUGUGAUAAAAAUUCUACUUUUACAACUUGUGGUUCUCCAUUUCCUGAAAAAUGUUUUGAUAAGGAAAACGAAACAAAAAUUUGUACUAAACAAUGUAUUGUUAAUGUUUGUGAAUGUAAACCAGGUUACGUCUUAGAUGAUAAUAACAAAUGCAUUAAAAGAGAAGAUUGUCCACAACAAAAAACUACUACAACAACAAGAAAACCAAAAUGUGGAAAAACACGUAUUUUUUAG